Messenger RNA from Colletotrichum truncatum, 1302 nucleotides. RefSeq names its product amidohydrolase. Gene Ontology annotation, molecular function: hydrolase activity, acting on carbon-nitrogen (but not peptide) bonds. The record is from RefSeq and is a predicted model, not a curated record. Lineage: Eukaryota; Fungi; Ascomycota; Sordariomycetes; Glomerellales; Glomerellaceae.
AUGGCUCAGAAAAAACAUCUGGUGGCAUUCAAGGGCGGUCAGGUUCUUUCGUUGAUACCGGAACCGCAGCUUCGCAACGCAGAUGUGUUGGUAUCACACGACGGUACUAUUGCGUAUAUCGGCGUAGACAGACGCGACGAGCUAUAUACUGCCGAAAGAGUCAUUGAUGCGACAGGAAAGUGGCUACUUCCGGGUUUCGUUUCGGGACACAGUCACUUGUGGCAAAGCAAAUAUGCUGGCCAUGCUCCUAACAGCGCAGUGAGCGAAUGGGGCGAGGGACUCUACUCUCAAGCUCGGGAUCUAUCCGCGUCGGAUUAUUAUGAUCUCACCAUGCAUGGGGCCAAGUCUCAUAUCCGGAAAGGCAUUACCACAGCAUUUAACUUCACCUUCUCCGCUCGCUUUCGAGACGGACGAGCGGACCGCGCUCAGUUCGAAGGAGCCCUUGACUCUGGGAUUCGGUUUAUACACGGCUUCAACAUCGGGGCUAUAAAGGAGAAUUGGACUCCAGAGUUAGCUACGGCGCGAGCGCGACGAUUCAUCGACUGGGCAUCUACUUUCAAGCAUCACGGCCAAUACUUGGGUACCAUGAUUGCACAUCACGGAAUCAAUUAUGACACAGACGUUAAUACCCGCAUGGAAGCCGAAAUCAUGCGUAAACUAGAAAUAGGCGGCCAAAUUCAUUAUCUGGAAAGCCCUAAGCCGGCGGACGUUAACAUGGAACGAUCUCGAUGGGAAUGGCUGCGGGACGCCGGUGCCCUUGACUCAAAGCUCAUUCUAGGCCAUUUCCUACACCCAACUCCAUCAAUUUUGGAGGAAGCCGCCAAAAGAGGGCUCAAAAUGACCUGGAACCCUAUGUCAAAUGGUCGCCUGGGUUCUGGCAUUGCCGACAUUCCUGCCUAUCAGAAAUACAAUCUUCCAAUUGGUUUAGGCGUUGAUGGUGAAGCGAGUAGCGACCGCAGCGACCCAUUCGAGAACAUGAGAGCAGGCAUAUAUGCUGUGCGUGGAAAGUAUACGGAUCCAACGGUUCUAAAGGCGUACGACGUAUUCUAUAUGCAUACGCUAGGUGCCGCAGAGGUUUUAGGGGUUGCAGAUCAAGUUGGCAGCUUGGCUGUUGGAAAGCAGGCGGAUAUUAUUCUUCUGGACCCUCCAUCCUGUAGUUCUUUGGGAGAUAUAGUCUCUCCCAUCGUUUUCUCAUCUGGAGUGGAAAGUAUCGAAGCUGUCUUCAUCGGUGGUCAGGAGUUCUGGCCGCAGAAAAUGCAUUCAUCGAGCGCUCCACGGGACUGGCCUGCCUGGGAGUUUUGA